UUUCCUGGCUUCCGGUCUUGGAGCUCCAUUAGUUCAGUCCGUCUCCUCACGCACACCCACGACCCACUUUGACCAGGCGGCUUCCGUUGUGCCCACAUCUCAUAGGGCGAAACGGGAGCUCCUUUCCAAGUCCAGCUCCGCCUUCCCAAAAGCUUUGGAUCAUCGGCUCCGGAAAGCUCGAAAAAAGGGUUCGGAAGAGGAAGAGCGGGGAUGUCGGGCACCGUCGAUGCGGCGGGGGAGCCGAUCCCGACGUCGGCGGUCCUGAUGGCGGCGUCGAGGCAUAUCGCCGUGCGAUGCCGGGCAGAGAAUAUGGCCUUCAUCAACUGCAAGAAGAAGGACCCCAACCCGGAGAAAUGCCUCGAUAAGGGCCGGGCGGUCACUCGUUGCGUCCUAAAUCUGCUCAAGGAUCUUCAUCAGAGGUGCCCCAAAGAGAUGGAUGCUUAUGCAGGUUGCAUGUAUUACUAUACCAAUGAGUUUGACUUAUGUCGCAAAGAACAACAAGAGUUUGAGAAAGCAUGCCCAAUUUCUGAGUAAUGCUGGAGGUUGUCUCUUGGACUGUGAGGGAUAACUUUAGAAAAACACAAUUCAUGAAUUCCUCGGUUAUGUUUUUCUUUAAUGAGACUGUCUAAUGGCAUCAUAGUACUCUUUUACUGAAUUCGGGUUCUUGAAAUUUUCUAAGGCUUAUGGCCACAUGUUUCUGUGUGGCAUCAGUAUUUGAUCUUUCUUUGCAACAAUAGUUCUGUUGGAAUUAAUCUGCUCUCGGAUUCUUCUGUAUAAGGUGUUAUCAUGCCAAAUAAAAUCAUGUCUUAAGACCUCUUCAA
This is a messenger RNA of Elaeis guineensis (African oil palm), 821 nucleotides long. RefSeq names its product NADH dehydrogenase [ubiquinone] 1 alpha subcomplex subunit 8-A. Gene Ontology annotation, cellular component: respiratory chain complex I. The record is from RefSeq and is a predicted model, not a curated record. Gene Ontology annotation, biological process: mitochondrial electron transport, NADH to ubiquinone. NCBI's taxonomy places the organism in Eukaryota, Viridiplantae, Streptophyta, Magnoliopsida, Arecales, Arecaceae.